Molecule: messenger RNA, 2398 nt
Organism: Lineus longissimus
Lineage: Eukaryota; Metazoa; Nemertea; Pilidiophora; Heteronemertea; Lineidae
Product: succinyl-CoA:3-ketoacid coenzyme A transferase 1, mitochondrial-like
Exons: 12
Coding region: 145-1473 (442 amino acids)
Biological process (GO): ketone body catabolic process
Cellular component (GO): mitochondrion
Molecular function (GO): succinyl-CoA:3-oxo-acid CoA-transferase activity
Source: RefSeq, a predicted model, not a curated record
UGUAACUUUUCAACCAGUCAGAAACUUAGAGAUACAAAAUUCUUGACUGAUCCUGUUGAGUGUGUCAAAGAUAUUCCAGAUGGAGCGACUAUUCUAGUCGGAGGUUUUGGUUUGUGUGGUAUCCCGGAGCACCUGAUUGGUGCAAUGCUGACCACAGGGGUCAAAGGGUUAACAGCUGUCAGUAACAAUGCUGGCGUGGACGACUUUGGCCUUGGGUUAUUGCUGCAGAAACGACAGAUUAAGCGUAUGAUAUCAUCCUAUGUGGGGGAAAAUGCUGAAUUUGAACGACAGUAUCUGCAUGGGGAGUUGGAAGUGGAGCUCACUCCGCAGGGGACGUUAGCAGAAAGAAUCCGAGCGGGUGGAGCAGGUAUUCCAGGCUUUUACACGGCAACAGCUUAUGGUACUUUGAUCCACUUAGGCGGCUCCCCAAUCAAAUACAAUACUGAGGGUGAAGUGGAGAUCGCCAGUGACCCCAGAGAGGAUCGCAUGUUCAAUGGGCGAAACUAUAUUAUGGAGGAGGCGAUCACAGGUGACUUUGCACUGGUCAAAGCUUGGAAGGCAGACAAGGCCGGCAAUCUAAUAUUCAGGAAAACAGCAGCAAAUUUUAACCCUCCAAUGUGUAAAGCUGGAAGGAUCACAGUCGCAGAGGUCGAGGAAAUUGUAGAAGUUGGUGAAAUAGCUCCAGAAGAUGUCCACGUUCCUGGUAUUUACGUGCAGCGAGUUAUUAAGUGUGAUAAAUAUGAGAAACGCAUCGAACGUUUAGUUAAUCGCUCACCAGAUGGCAAUUCGGCGACACAUGACACGUCACCGGGGGCCAUGAUGAGGGAGAGGAUUAUCAAACGUGCAGCUCUUGAGUUCAAGGAUGGCAUGUAUGCCAACCUUGGUAUUGGUAUGCCCAUGUUAGCCAGCAGUUACAUCAAACCAGGGACAGUCGUCCAUUUACAAAGUGAGAACGGUCUCCUAGGGUUGGGGCCAUAUCCCCUCAAGGGUGAGGAGGACCCUGACCUUAUCAACGCCGGCAAGCAGACAGUAACAUCCCUUCCUGGUUGCUCAUAUUUCUCAAGUGAUGACUCUUUUGCCAUGAUCCGAGGUGGUCAUGUUGAUCUCACCAUUCUUGGCUCCCUCCAAGUGUCCCAAUAUGGCGAUAUAGCAAACUGGAUGAUUCCCGGCAAGAUGGUGAAGGGAAUGGGAGGAGCUAUGGAUCUUGUUGGAAGUGCUGGCACGAAAGUUGUGGUCACAAUGGAGCAUACUGCACGAGGGAAACAUAAGAUUUUGAAUAGCUGUUCCUUGCCUCUGACUGGAAAGAAUUGUGUGGAUAUGAUAAUCACAGAAUUAGGUGUUUUCAAUGUCGAUCGCGAGAAAGGUCUUACACUGGUGGAGAUUGCAGAUGGUGUUGAUGUACAGCAGAUUAUCGAGGCGACGGAAUGUGAAUUUGAGGUUUCCCCCGACCUCAAACCAAUGGGAUCUGCAUAACUCCAGGGAAUCAGUCCUUGUUUGUACAAUAUGAUAACUGAUAAAAUCAGAUGAGUAUCGUAUCACAGUGAAGCAAUUGUGCUAGGACAGUAUCACAGCUACACUUACUCUGGAGCUUUUAAAGUUCAAAAUACAUUUGAAAUGGACUUCCAAUUGUAGUCUCCUGUUCAGGGAUAUUUGGAGAUCUAACUGUACAUGGACAUUAAAUUCAAUAUCAAACCGUGAGGAGGUGAAAGGACUCGAACUCGUGAAUCUUCUAAAAUCAUGUGUUCUUAAAUAUAGUGUGUAAAAACUGUACAUACAUUCAUGUGAUAGAGUAGAUUUGUAUACAUUGUACAUGUAUAUUCAAGUGUCUUCAGCAAACAAUAUGAAAUGGGAACAUUCGUUUUAAUUCUCCUUUCAGGACUUUGAGUUCACAAUGUACAUCACAAUCAGUACUUGAUUUUGAUUAUGCAUGUGCAUGAAUGAGAACAAACGACAAAUCAUUCAUGGGUGUGCGUAACUGGAUACAUUAUCUGGAAAGUACAUGUACAUGUAAGUCUCAACUUCUGCUGAUUAAAGCGCCGUUACACUGUCCUCUAAGGAGGGUAGAAAGCUGCAAUCGCACUCUGAACCAAACAAUGGGUGAUAUGAGUAAAGACUAGCAAAUGCUUUUAUCUAAAACUCCAUGUACAUUUACGCAAGGCCUUUCUGUACAAAAUUGAAGUAAAAGCAUUUGCUAGACUUUAUUCAUAUCAGCCAAUGUUCAUUAGUGCUGACUCUGCACUCCACCUACAUGUAUUCCCUGAAUUGUACGAGGCUAAAUUUCUGAAUUUUAUAUUUUGUUUAUGGGUGGAAUUGUUUGUUGUUUGAGUGAUGAUAACAUUACUUACAUGUGGUAGCAAGAUUUGGCCAGGGCCUUUCUUUCCUUUGUGUUGAGUGAUGA